AAAAAACAGACUCGCAUUUUUUUAUUUUUCAUGUGAAUGCAAUAGAUAAAUUUCUCCGUUAUUGUUAAUUUGUUGGACGUCGCAGGGCGGUGACGUCACAUGGCCACGCUGCUGUACUGUUUUUUUUAAUUUUUUUUAACACAUUUAUAAUUUUACAAAACAAAAACGGGCUUAAAGAAUUGCAAAAUUAUAACAAGAAAACCACAGAUAACACUCUCCAUCAUAAUAUGCAAAUUCCUACUUGCUUGCCAAAUACAUUGUUAAUAUUUGGGAGCAUUAUUUUAAAGAGGAAGUAAUGAAAGGCUAACACGGAAGUAAUGAAAGGCUAACACGGAAAUGGAAUCCCUCCCCGCGUUUUCAUUGAUUCCCAUCGACGUCACUCAACGUCGUCGCUGUGCAAUGAGAGCGCAGCACCUGCUUCGACGGUUCCGCCUUCCGAAGGGCGCACAAUCCCAAAAGCACAACACGAAGGAACGCUUUUAAAACGGUCCAACGCGCUCGUGAGCGAUCGAGACCCUCGUAGUAACAUUAAAGCCGUCGUUGGAGGACAUUUCGACGAUGGUGGCGAGAUGCACCCGCCGAGCGCCACUUGAACCUGCUCCACAAAGCCCGUCAAGCAGGCCCGCUUGUGUUUAGCGUUGGAAUUGGAUCAUGAGCAAAGAUGUCAGGGAAUCACUACAAAGGCCACGAAGUCAGCUGCUGCAUCAAAUACUUCAUUUUUGGAUUCAAUAUCCUCUUUUGGCUGCUGGGUAUGGCCUUGGUUGGAAUUGGAUUGUGGGCAUGGAGUGAAAAGGGGGUUCUUUCCAACAUUUCGUCCAUCACAGACCUGGGCGGUCUGGACCCGGUGUGGCUCUUCAUGGUGGUGGGCGGAGUCAUGUUCAUUUUGGGCUUCGCCGGCUGCAUCGGAGCACUGCGGGAGAACACUUUCCUGCUCAAAUUUUUCUCCGUGUUCCUGGGAAUCAUCUUCUUCCUGGAGUUGACCACCGGAAUCCUGGCUUUUGUCUUCAAGGACUGGAUCAAGGACCAGUUGAACCUGUUCAUCAACAAUAACAUCCGAGCCUACCGGGACGAUAUCGAUCUGCAGAACCUUAUCGAUUUCACUCAGGAAUACUGGGAGUGUUGCGGCGCUUUCGGAGCGGACGAUUGGAACCUCAACAUCUACUUCAACUGCACAGAUGGGAACCCCAGUCGGGAAAAGUGCGGCGUUCCUUUCUCCUGCUGCACCAAGGAUCCCGCGGAGGAUGUCAUAAACACUCAGUGCGGAUACGACAUUCGCGCAAAACCAGAUUCCGAGCAGAAAGAUUACAUCAACGUGAAAGGCUGCGUGCCGCAGUUUGAGAAAUGGCUGCAGGACAACCUCACUUUGGUGGCCGGGAUAUUCAUCGGCGUGGCGUUGCUCCAGAUCUUCGGAAUUUGUCUGGCGCAGAACUUAGUGAGUGACAUUGAAGCCGUGCGCGCCAGCUGGGUGGCCCUCCACCUCACCGCUCGUCGAACCCCAGCAGACGGGCAAGAAAAGCUCCAGCUAACAACUUGUGAGACACAUGCUAAGUGUGUUGGUUUCCGUGGAUUUUGACGAGUCACCUCUGUACCCGAGGCCUCCGUGAGGACGUCAAUGAAGCGGCCAUUUCACCUGCACCUACUCACAGAGUUGGCACCUUUUUUUCCAAGGCACUACUACUGGAUGUAAACAAUGAGCUAUCAUGGCUAACAGUGUUACGGAGGGAAUCAAGUGACUGCUUUUCCAGAUACGUCUUGAUAAAUGCACAUAAAGUGUUUUGAUAACUACAUUUGAUAUUAGAUCACUAUUUUCCAUAAUGUGUCAAUGCUAGUCCGUAACAAGCCCGCUGUAGUUGAAUGUUUGACACUCAAUCCGUUAGACUUUUAGUAUCACUUUAGUCAUUCGAAAACUUCAUUUACUGUACAGAAAAUGUUGGUGAGCCAAUUCAGGGCACACAAUUUCACUUGUUUUGUUUUUUAAAAAACAUUUUAACAUUCUUAACUGUUACUUGAAGUAUUAAUUUAUUAUACAGCAAGGAGAAGUAUUCGAACCCCUUGUGAUUUUGCAAGUUCGCCCACUUAGAAAAUAGGUAGAGGUCUGGAAUUUCAAUCAUAGAGACAUAAUCUGAAAAAAACCCUCCAGAAAUCACAUUGUAUGACUUUUAAAAUAUUAUUACAAUAAGUAUUUGUACCCCUGAGAAAAUCAGUGCUAAUAUUUAGUGUUGAAAUUCACCGGGAAGGCGGAACUUCGCGCGUUCUCUUCUUAUUUUAACCCUUUGUACUGACUCCAUGUUUCAAAAGUUUAAAGAAGACUCACCGAAAAGUCUGACAAUUUAUUCGUCGACAAUGGUCAAAAACGAGGCAAAAACAGACAACGGAGGGAUCAAUGCUGAAUCCAACGCAAGGCUACAUAGCAAAUGUUUCCGAGCAGCAAAAUCUGUGUUAUCUCACUCUCCAGUGUUUAAGUCCGUGGGCCGGCCGAAGGUGUGUCCAGGCAUUGCUUUGGGAUCAUCCCUCUCUGGCCGGUUUCGGGCUGUUUAGGUUCGUACGUGGAUGGGAUGUGGUUGCCACCGCGACCGACGCAGGUCUUGACGUCACAAGCGCCUGCUAUCAACUUUGUUAUCCGGGCUGGCACUACUUGUUUUAGGACAAAGCGCGCUGGUCUUUGUCCUUGUUCGUUUGUCGGGAGGUAUGAUUGCCAAGGUUGGUGCGUCAAUCUUGCUCGCACACGUUGGGCUUCUGUGAUAAGAUGGCGUUGUGUAUCUAUUCUGUUUCUUUAAACUAUGGUGUGCUAUUUAUUUUACAUUAGGUGUGUUAGAGUAGUGCAGUCCUACAGAGAAUGAGAAAUGAUACUAUUCCCUAAUUAUAUUACGUGUGUUUGAGUAAUGCAAACAGACGGUGCCUACGAGAAACGGUACCAUUUUUCCUUUUCCCCCUCAUGAGCGCCGAUAAGGUGAUUCACUUUACUGUGUUCAAGGCUACUGAGUGGAGUCUGCCUAAACUAUAUUUAAAUGAAUGUGUUAUACUAAUGCAAACAAUUAUAUGGUGUGUGCGAGAAUGGUACCUUUUCCCUUCACUUGCAAUUACAGAGGUUAGACGAUUUCUAUAGUUCUUCAUGUUUUCACAUAUGGAAAGAGGAAUUUUGGCCCAUUCUUCCUGAAGGAAUUUGGUAUCCCAGCCAAGUCGCCGGAACCAGUAGGCGUCCCGCUGGCGCACCCCCAGCAAGUCGGCCGGGAAGGCCAAACUCCGCGCGUUCACUCCAGCGUUAACCAUUUGUACCGACUCCAUUUUAAACGGUUUAAAGAAGGCUCACCGAAAACAGGUUGACAAUUUAUUCGUCGACAGUGAUCAAAAAGCAAGGCAAAACAGACAACGGAGAGGCAAUGCUAGAUCCAAGGUGCGCAAAACAACGGAUACAUCGGAAUGUUCCAGAGACGCGACAGUUGUUAGCUAUGUGUUCAGUCUUUUGAAAGCUGCGGUGGAGUGGGCCGGGCGGAAGGCGUGCCUGGGUGUUGUCUUGGGAUCAUCCUUCUGUGGCAGGUUUGGGCGGUCAAGUUCCGCCACGGCAACUGAGGCAUGUCUUGACGUCUAAGGCGCCGAGCUAUCAACUUGUUGCCCUGACCCCACCGAAGAGAUGCUAACGUCUUUUCCGUGGACGGAAAAGACAAAUUGAUGAGAGAUUUCAACGAAAGAUGGUGGAUAAAGAACCUUGACUAACAUCCAAACAAGUUCAAGCUGUCCUGCAGUCCGAGGGUGCAACAUUGUCAACCCGUACUAUUCAUUGCCGUCUGAUUGAAAAGUGACUCUAUGGUAGGAUAACCAGGAAGACCCCACUUUUGACCCAGAGACAUAAAAAAGCCAGGCUGGAGUUUGCCGAAUCACGAAUAAUCUAAGAAUCGGAAAUUCUGCACGCCUCUAUUCCCCAAUGUCAAACAUGGCGGAGGUUCACUGAUGUUUUGGGGUUGCUUUGCUGCCUCUGGCACUGGACUGCUUGACCGUGUGCAUGGCAUUAUGAAGUCUGAAGACUUAUCAACAAUUUUGCAGCAUAAUGUAGGGCCCAGUUUGAGAAAGCUAGGUCUCCUUCGGAGGUCUUUGGUCUUCCCGCAGGACAAUGACCCAAAAACACCCUUCAAAAAGCACUAGAAAAUGGUUUGAGAGAAAGCACUGGAGACUUCUAAAGUGGCAAGCAAAUGAGUCCAGAUCUGAAUCUGAAAAUGGCAGUUCGGAGAAGGCACCCUUAUAAUCUCAGAGACCAGGAGCUGUUGGCCAAAGAAGAAUGGUCUAAAAUUCUAGCAGAGCAUUGUAAGAAAGUCAUCGAUGAAUACCAGAAGCAGUUGUUCGCAGUUAUUUUAUCUAAAGCUUGUGCUACCAAGUAUUAAGCUGAGGGUGCCAAUACUUUUGUCUCGCCCAGUUUUGAGUUUUUUUUCCCAUUCUCUUUUGUGUUUUUUUCCAUUGCAAGCAAAACAUAUGAGGAUAUUACUACAAAAGCAUUUGUAAUUGCAUUUUCUGGGAGAAAUUGAGCAUUAUCUGACAGAAUUGGUAGGGGUGCCAAUACUUUUGGCCAGCAAAUUACAAAUUAUUGAAAAAAAAUAAAUCAUACAAAGUGAUACAAAGCAUCCAAGAUUGAAAUUUCAGACCUCUACCUACUUUCUAAGUAUGUGAACUUGCAAAAUCACAAGGGGUGCAAAUACUUCUGCUCCUCAUUGUAUUUGUCAACCAACAAGCAUCGUUAAUGUAUUUUUUUUUUGUAUCUAAAAGUGUUGAAUUGUACACAUGAACAACAAAAAGGCAUUUGAUUUGAGGGUGCGAAAUCACCCAUCACUGAGUCACAAUGUCUCGUAAAAGAAUUAUUUAUGGUUUGUUAACGACUACGUUCAAAAUAAAUGACUGAACUGUUGACUGAUUGUGUGAAGUAGUGCUGCAACGAUUAAUCGAUUAACUUAAGUAUUCGGUUACCCUAAUUUUCGGACUAUAAGCCGCUACUUUUUUCCCCUCAUUUUGAAUCCUGCGGCUUGUAGUCCAGUGCGGCUUUUUUGUUGAUUUAUUUGGGUUAACGGGUAAGACUUUAUUUGACAGCGGCAUCAUAAGACUGUCAUAAGAACAUCAUAAUUAUGACAUGACACUAUCAUGGGCAUUACUGAAUGCUUAUGACAGAUGCCAAUAUGUGUCAUAUUAUUUCACUAAAUGCAUUUAUGUCCAGCUCAAAUCUUUUACGGCCAUUCAAAAGUGAGAUAAUUUGCUGGAGAACAGUAACCGACCUCUAUUAUAAGCAUUCAUUAAUGCUUAUGGCACCACUAUCCAAGAAAAUGUUACCAAAUACCAUGACUAGCAAUUAAUGAAACAACUGGAACAGUAACUGAAGAAAUAAUUAGCACAGAACAUGAUUUAUUUACAUCUCUAGCACCGCAAUGCAUGCUAGGAGGAAUGUUGGAUGACAACAGUGUUGAAAGCAGGUGGCAGCAGAUGUUGACCGUCUCCCCCAAGGGAGCAGUGAUGGCCAAAUGAAGCUUUUAGAAACAAUAAGGCUUUGCACCCAAUUGGUUCAAAGCUUAAUGGUGGUUAAUUUGGUCUCAUGACAGUCUUAUGUUGCCAUUGUCAAAUGAAGUUAUACCAGUUAAUAUCUUUUGGUGUAAAUAUCCCAUAAUACAAUGAGGACAGCUGUAUCUUAUAGUCCAGUGCGGCUUAUCUAUGAACAAAUGCCGUUUUCAUGUCAAAUUUGGUGGGUGGCAGCUUAUAGUCAGGUGCGCCUUAUAGUCCAGAAAUUACGGUAGUUAAAAAAUAUUCAAAUUAAAUUUUGCUGCUUCGAGUAAUUAAAGUGACGUUGUAAUGGUUUAUUUUGAAAGUGUUUGCAUUUAGUUUUAUUGAUUUGAGUGGAUACACUGCCUUCUAGUCUGCCUCAAUUCACAUGACAUCCUGGUGCUCCCUGUUAAGACCAACAUAAGUUAAAUUUUGUUAGCUAUUUUUUUUUUUAAUGCAUUCGUAAUUUAGUUUAUAUGUAUAUUUAGCCUAUUUUUGUGGGAAUAUGUGUCUGAACCAUUUUUUAAGAGCACUGUAAAAAGUUAGCAUUUUAUAGCAUUUAAACUAGCAUUUUUGCGAUGUAAAUAAGCCAAUUGUUCUUUUGUUGUACAUAGAUCCUCAUUUGAGGUUCAGCUCCGGUAAUUAAAUUUUUCAUGUUCCUUAUCCGAUUACUUCGAAUAAUCAACUACUAAAAUAAUCGAUAGCUGUAGCACUAGUGUGAAGUCAAACUUUGUAUUUUUUUUAGACAUAAGUUCCGCUAACAAUGAACUGAAGACCGCGACCCCCAGCUAGCUAUCGUCGUUUUAUUAUCAGUGUUACAAUCGUCCAAAUGUACAACUUUUUGACAUUUACACACAAACAUUAACGUUUAUAGUACUUGAUGCCGUUGCUAUGGAUACAACUCCGAGCACAAAUCUGAUAAAUAACCAUUCAUACCCUUUAAAAAAAAGAAAAACAGUGGUUAUUGAUUGGGACAUGCCAAGAUUUACAAUAAAAGUGAUAUGAUAAAGCAAUCCUCGGUCGCCGUUCAUGCAUUUCUAGCAUGCCGAUGCUAGCUUAAAAAUACAAAUGUGGGAGAAAUGGUGAUUUUUGCAAGUUGGGUCGAGCCGAAAUGAUCCUAGAAUGGCUGCCUGAACUCCAAAUGUUAGUUUUCAGAUGGGCGUUUUUACGGCUCGGAGUACUGGACUCCGAGCCGUUUAAAAUGGUGACCUACAUAUAUGUAGGUCACCAUUUUAAAUGUUUAAUUGACGCACCACGUGUUUGUGUCAUGUGGCGAUUUAUCACACGGUAGUUUGAGUUUAGUUGAAAGUUUUUUUGUUUUUUUUUAUAUGAAUAAAAUUGACAAUUAUAACGAUAAUUUUUGUUGUUAUAUGGCCCCGGCGUUACAUUUUUAGACAUUUUGUGGUCGGACUCUGGAUUGACACGCCUCGUAAACGACACCUGAUAGGCUGCAAGUUAAGUAGGUAAACAGCUGACAGAUGAGGUAAUAUGGUAAACAUGAGUUAAUGAGAUACAGGACUAACAAAACGUCCUUGUAUAAACCCGAAAUCAUUAGACCUGAUGUCAGCUGGAUAGACGUGGGAUUUUUUUAGGGAAGCUAAACAGGGAAAGAAACGUGGACGUGAUUGCAGUUCGGGAUCGUGUAGGGUGAGUCAAGAUCACGAUUAAUAAAUACUUCGACAUAUUUGAUGACAUUUUUGAUUCAAAGUUCUGUUCAAGUACAUUUGUUUUAGGAACUUUAGUCUGCACUGUUAGCUUUUUGCUAAUUAGCAUUUUUUUUGUUUUUAACUCAUUCAAUGUUUUUGAAAUUGAUGUUUUUCAGCGCCAUUGAUGGUGAUGCACUUCCAGUUCAAAUGGACUGAAUGUCUAUCACUGUCAAUGGCACCCAAUGAAGUGAAUUAUAAAAAUAUUGAAGGGAACCUCGGACUUAAAGACUUUAAUAAGUCACAUUUGUUCUCUUUUACUAAAAUAUGUCAUUAGAAACAUUAUUGCAAUUGAUUUAAAAAUUUUUUAAAGAUGUCGGACCCGAUUGGAAUCGGCAAAAAAAUAUCGGACAUACCUUUUUUUAAUAUAUAUAUAUAUUUUAAUUAAAUCCUUUUCUAGUUGCAUUUAACGUUACAGACAAAAUGUCUUACACUCAUCCAGAGUCUCUAGUUUUGGCUUAAAGUAGGGCUAUCAAAUUUAUCGCGUUAACGGCGGUAAUUAAUUUUUUAAAAAAUUAAUCACGUUAAAAUAUUUAACGCAAUUAACGCAUGCGCUGCACGACCUACUCACGCAUUGUCGCGUUCAAUCUAUAAUGGCGCCGUUUUACCGAUGUAUAGAGCUAAAAGGCAGCGUAAAAUGAGUAGAGUGAAUUUUGGCAGUCUUUGACGCCUUUUUUAAUUUGGUUAAAGCCUUACAAUCCCUCUCUCAACAAUUACAAAUAUCGUGGGAAGCAAUGUGGGGAAGCAAGGUAGUAGUUGAUCUUUAUAUGAAUUGGUGCCACUACGCACAGUCAUGGUUGCACUUCCCAUCAUGCAUUUGGGCAGAACAGUUAAAUGGCUGCAGUAUCAUUUACUGAAAGCUCAACAAAUACACUAGAUGGCAAUAUUUAGUCACAAUAUAAAAAGUCACAUUUAUCCUUUAAGAAUUACAAGUCUUUCUAUCCGUGGAUCCCUCUCACAGAAAGAAUGUUAAUGCCAUCUUGAGGAUUUAUUGUCAUAAUAAACAAAUACAGUUCUUAUGUACUGUAUGUUGAAUGUAUAUAUUCGUCCGAGUUUUAUUCAUUUUUUUCUUAAUGCAUUGCCAAAAUGUAUAUGAAUGGGAAAAAUAAUCGGGAAUGAUUGGAAUUGAAUCGGGAGCAAAAAAAAAAAAAAAGCAAUCGGAUCGGGAAAUAUCGGGAUCGGCAGAUACUCAAACUAAAACGAUCGGAUCGGGAGCAAAAAAACAUGAUCGGAACAACCCUAAAAAUUUUAUUUAGUACAUGGUUCUAUGUAUGGAGGGCGCCAUGUUUUACACGUGCAAAUCACGCUGGGGGUGAUGAUGCAUGUGGGCUGGACUGGGAGGAUAGCUGUGCUAGCUAGCAAGCGAAGCUAGUAUGACGACUGGCAUGAUUUUGUCACAUUCUGCUGCUGGUUAGAUUGUUUUGUUACAGAGCUAUGGGAUGAGUACCUAACAUUGUACCUUCAUCCAAUUCCAGCUUAUUAGCGAUGUCGUUAAACCGAUCCUAGGCGGCUUGCCGCUAUUUGACAGUUUGUAUAUUUCUUUGUUGCAUCAUUGCCUUGUUUUUUCAUCUCACCGCGGUUUUCCCUCUGGGUUUUUCUUUUCUUUUUCUUUUUUUAAUUGAUCCCGACUUACUGUCACGGACCCUCUUUGUGUGUACCUUUUGGCGACUGCGUGUUUUCUGUGUAUUUAUUAAAUACGACAACACUGCCCAGAGUGCAUUGUGUCGUCAUUCAACAACGAUGGAGACAUACUAGCAGCACGAGCAUUGUUAAUUUUUUUUUUUUUUUU
Messenger RNA from Corythoichthys intestinalis (scribbled pipefish), 9006 nucleotides. Its product is annotated as tetraspanin-5-like. The coding region runs from base 662 to 1573 and encodes 303 amino acids. The transcript is spliced from 10 exons. NCBI's taxonomy places the organism in Eukaryota, Metazoa, Chordata, Actinopteri, Syngnathiformes, Syngnathidae. The record is from RefSeq and is a predicted model, not a curated record. Gene Ontology annotation, cellular component: plasma membrane.